AUGGUUGGCUCGUCCGAGCUGCCUCACGCCAGUCCGGCUCCGCCGCUGCUGGUCGUCAUUUCGGGCCCGUCCGCGUCGGGCAAGAGUUCGGUUGUCUCGGGUCUGCGCCAACUGGAGCGGCCCUGGCACUUUGCCGUCACCGCAACGACCCGACCCCAGCGAUCUGGUGAAGUGGAUGGCAGGGACUACAUCUUCCUGGAAGUUGAAACCUUCCUCCGCAUGCGCGAGCGGGACGAACUACUCGAAUCCGCCCAGGUCUAUGACCGCUGGUACGGCGUUCCGCGCCAACAGGUCCGCGACCCGCUGAUUGCCGGCAAAGACGUUAUACUGGGAAUAGACGUGCAGGGUGCUGCCACCAUCCGCCAGAUCGCGCCGGAGGCUCUGACCAUUUUCGUGAUGCCCGCCAGCCUGGACGAACUCAGCAGUCGCCUGUCCGGGCGCGGCACCGAGGGUGCCGCCGAGAUGCAGCGUCGCCUCGACGAAGCCUCCGUCGAGUUGGCCCGCAUCGCCGAAUUCGACUACCGGGUGGUCAACCGCAACGGCGAACUCGACGCCACCGUCCACGAGGUUGACGCCAUCAUCGCCGCCGAAAAAUGCCGGGUGAACCCCCGCCUCGUCCAGUUCCUCUAA
Messenger RNA from Geodia barretti, 630 nucleotides. Lineage: Eukaryota; Metazoa; Porifera; Demospongiae; Tetractinellida; Geodiidae. The record is from the annotation of a GenBank genome assembly.